Mustela erminea (ermine) is the source of this 1223-nucleotide messenger RNA. It is a transcript of the gene NKIRAS1, whose product is annotated as NFKB inhibitor interacting Ras like 1. The coding region runs from base 220 to 798 and encodes 192 amino acids. The record is from RefSeq and is a predicted model, not a curated record. Lineage: Eukaryota; Metazoa; Chordata; Mammalia; Carnivora; Mustelidae. Gene Ontology annotation, biological process: canonical NF-kappaB signal transduction. The transcript is spliced from 4 exons. Gene Ontology annotation, molecular function: GTPase activity; GTP binding.
CCUCUGGUCCUCAGGAUUUGAGUUUAAGACGCAGGGGCGGCUCAAAGAGCGAGAGUCCUUGGUUAGGCCUCGACUGGCCGGCGUCCGCCUCGGUCUUGUAGGGGAGGAGGCAAGUUGGGGGCGGGGCUCACGUGGCCGAAGCCGGUCGUGGAGCCACUCUGCCGAAGCACCGCGUCUUUGGAGCCUGUGGAGGUGUUAAGUGGCAUAUCCUGAGAGAAGAUGGGAAAGGGCUGCAAGGUUGUGGUCUGUGGCUUGUUAUCUGUGGGGAAAACGGCAAUUUUGGAGCAGCUUCUUUAUGGGAAUCAUACUAUUGGAAUGGAAGAUUGUGAAACAAUGGAAGAUGUAUAUAUGGCUUCAGUGGAAACAGAUCGGGGAGUAAAGGAACAGUUACAUCUUUAUGACACCAGAGGUUUACAGGAAGGUGUGGAGCUUCCAAAACAUUAUUUUUCAUUUGCUGAUGGCUUUGUUCUUGUGUACAGUGUGAAUAACCUUGAAUCCUUUCAAAGAGUAGAACUUCUGAAGAAAGAAAUUGAUAAGUUUAAAGACAAAAAGGAGGUGGCAAUUGUCGUAUUGGGAAACAAAAUUGACCUUUCUGAGCAGAGACAAGUGGAUGCUGAGGUGGCACAGCAGUGGGCAAGAAGUGAGAAAGUACGCCUGUGGGAGGUAACAGUUACAGAUCGGAGAACACUGAUUGAGCCAUUCACUCUCUUAGCCAGCAAACUUACCCAGCCCCAGAGCAAAUCAAGCUUUCCUUUGCCUGGGAGGAAAAACAAAGGGAACUCUAACUCGGAAAACUAAAAAUCAGUAAUGCUACAACUGUUUGUUGAAUAGUGAUUGCCUUAGGUGUCCGUGAACAUAUUUAAAACAGGCCAUUUGCAUCUACUUUGGUCCUUAGGAAACCGUUAAAGAAGUAAUUUAAGUAAUUUAAUGCACUUUAGGUUAUAAAUUAUUUGGACUAAGUUUAUUGCCUGAUACGAAAUAAUAGAUUUGCAUUGUCAUUGUUUGAAACUUGUCCCUGAACUUAGCACCUCUGCUGUUUUGUUGUACUUGUCUAAACAGUAAAAUAAAGUUUGGGUAGUAUACAGAUAUACCUGUGAGCAGUAGCUCCACAACCCCCAACUUGUUCCAGAAACCCAUUUUUCUAUAUAACUCCGCAAACUUAUUAGCUUAAAUAUAAUUUUGUUUUUAAGAAGUUCACUAAUCAUCUAAUGUCAUUUUUAGAU